This is a messenger RNA of Anas platyrhynchos (mallard), 1577 nucleotides long. RefSeq names its product tropomyosin beta chain. The record is from RefSeq and is a predicted model, not a curated record. Lineage: Eukaryota; Metazoa; Chordata; Aves; Anseriformes; Anatidae.
CGGCGCGGCGAGGCGGGGGGCUCAGUGCCGGUACUGCCGCCGCCCCCGGUGCUCCGUGCCCCGCCGCCACCCUAAGCUCCGCCACUGCCACCAUGGAGGCCAUCAAGAAGAAGAUGCAGAUGCUCAAACUGGACAAGGAGAAUGCCAUCGACCGAGCUGAGCAGGCAGAGGCUGACAAGAAGCAGGCAGAGGACCGCUGCAAGCAGCUGGAGGAGGAACAGCAGGGCCUGCAGAAGAAGCUGAAGGGCACGGAGGAUGAGGUGGAGAAGUACUCUGAGUCCGUCAAGGAGGCCCAGGAGAAGCUGGAGCAGGCGGAGAAGAAAGCCACAGAUGCUGAAGCUGAGGUGGCUUCUCUGAAUCGCCGCAUCCAGCUGGUGGAGGAGGAGCUGGAUCGGGCCCAGGAGCGCCUGGCCACUGCCCUGCAGAAGCUGGAGGAGGCUGAGAAGGCGGCGGAUGAGAGCGAGAGAGGCAUGAAGGUCAUCGAAAACAGGGCCAUGAAGGAUGAGGAGAAGAUGGAGCUCCAGGAAAUGCAGCUGAAGGAGGCCAAACACAUAGCAGAAGAGGCUGACCGCAAAUACGAGGAGGUCGCCCGCAAGCUGGUCGUCCUUGAGGGAGAGCUAGAGCGCUCGGAGGAGAGGGCAGAGGUUGCAGAGAGCCGAGUGAGACAGUUGGAGGAGGAACUGCGGACCAUGGACCAGACCCUCAAAUCCCUCAUUGCCUCAGAGGAAGAGUAUUCCACCAAGGAGGACAAGUACGAGGAGGAAAUCAAGCUCCUAGGGGAAAAACUGAAGGAGGCGGAGACCCGGGCAGAGUUUGCUGAGCGGUCUGUGGCAAAGCUGGAGAAAACCAUUGAUGACUUAGAAGAUGAAGUGUAUGCACAGAAGAUGAAGUACAAAGCCAUCAGCGAGGAGCUGGACAAUGCACUUAACGACAUCACCUCACUCUGAGCCCCUCCGCUGGGCACUGACACCCCUCCCCCACCUGCCUCCCUCCUCCCCAGCUCAGCCGCUUGCCUACCCGCCCCCCCCACCGCUCCUCCUGCCUGCCCUGUUCCCUCUCUGUCCUUCCUGGCCCGCGUCUGGCAGUCACAGGAGCCAGCCUGGGGUGUCCCCACAGUGUCCCUCUUUUGGGGGAAAACAAAAACAAGGCGUAGGUGCUAUGGGGUGUUUGGGGUAAAGGGGAGCAGCCCCCAUGCGCCUCGGGGUUACAGGUGGCUUGCAGGGGGGACGAAGCUGUGCCCAGGAGCCCUUUGCUCCAGCCUACCCCCACCCCCCCCGGCAGCACAAGAACCAGGGAUCCCGCAUCCCCCAACAAAGCCUCGGUGCUUCUCACCGAGCCUAGGGUGGGGGGGGACACAUCCAGAAGCAGCACCUCUGAGGAGGGGUGGGCUCUGGCCUGGGGGCUGAGGGGGUGUCUGGCCCCAGGCAGGCAGCCCCCAGCCCCACUGCUCCCCUCCCCGCUCCCCUCUUUCCUUUGCACAUUGCUCUUCAGUUUGCAUUUCAUUACUUUUUUUUGUUGUUGUUGUUCUGUCCCUCUGGGUUACUGAGUUGGUCUCAAUAAAGUGUUUUCUCUCCUUG